AUGGGGAAAGGAGCUAGAACACUGAAGGAGGAGGAGGACAGAUCUGCAGCCAGUUCCUCACCAGAUACACCCAUACGGUUUGAGGAGGUGAAGAAGCAUAGCACACGAGAUGACCAGUGGCUGCUGAUCAGUGGUAAAGUUUACAAUGUGACAGAGUUUGCCAAGAGACAUCCUGGAGGUGCAAGGAUUAUUAAUCAUUAUGCAGGAGAAGAUGCUACGGAUGCUUGGAUGGCCUUUCAUAAUGACAAAGAAAAAGUGAGCAGGUACCUGAAGAGUCUGUAUGUAGGAGAUGUUCAGGAUGUACCUACGAGUGACAUUACAGAAGACUUCCGCAAACUACGUCAGUUGGUGGUAGAACGAGGCUGGUUGAAACCAGAGCCAUGGUUCUAUGUGUGGCACUUCCUACAUGUUGUGGUGCUGGAGCUGUUGGCUGUCCUGCUGCUGUCAUACUUUGGGGUUACAUGGUCAACCACACUCAUCGCCAUGGUGAUGAUAACUAUAUCACAGGCUCAGACUGGCUGGACACAGCACGACUAUGGACAUCACAGUGUGUUUCCAGAUCUCAGACGCUCCCAUAUAUUUCACCACAUAACCAUAGGUCUGAUGAAAGGGGCAUCCUCUCAUUGGUGGAACUUUCGGCACUUCCAGCACCACGCCAAACCAAACAUGGUCAGAAAAGAUCCAGACAUCAACAUCGCAUUUAUGUUUCUGAUUGGGGACAAGCUUCCGGUGGAGUUUGGCAAAAGGAAGAGGGGAUUUAUGCCUUAUCAGUGGCAGCAUGCUUACUUUUUCUUGUUGGGACCACCACUCCUUUUACCCAUAUAUUUCCAUCUGGAAAUAAUUUACUUCUGUUUUAAGCGGAGAGACUGGCUGGACUUUGCUUUGACUGUUGGAUUCUUCUUUCGGUUCUUCUAUACUUAUAUGCCAUUCUUUGGAGGAUGGGGUACAUUUGCCUUCUACAUGGGUGUAAGGUUCCUAGAGAGUCACUGGUUCACCUGGGUGACACAGAUGAGCCACCUGCCAAAUGAAGUUGACAGGGACAACAAGAACCUUGACUGGGUCCACAUGCAGCUGCAGGCAUCCUGUAAUGUUGAACCGGGCUGGUUUAACGACUGGUUCACGGGACAUCUCAAUUACCAGAUUGAGCAUCAUUUGUUCCCAACGAUGCCCCGCACCAGCUUUCACAAGGUGGCACCUUUAGUCCAGUCUUUAUGUAAAAAACAUGGAGUUGAGUAUCGAAACAAAACACUUGUUACAGCUUUUAUAGACAUUGUGAGAAUGUUAAAGAAAUCUGGUCAAUUGUGGUAUGACGCUUAUUACGAAUAA
Messenger RNA from Candidula unifasciata, 1326 nucleotides. NCBI's taxonomy places the organism in Eukaryota, Metazoa, Mollusca, Gastropoda, Stylommatophora, Geomitridae. The record is from the annotation of a GenBank genome assembly.